AUGUAUAUUCUUACUUCCUUCACCAACCCGCACACCUUCUUGACGCUCAACUUCCUCCUAAUUGCCAAGUUUCUUCGUCCAAAGGAACUCAUUACCAAAAGAUCGAAAAUGAAGUUCUCACGUAGGCCCACCAUCAUUUUUUUUUACCUCAUCACAGUUACGAAGUUGCUCAUCACAACCUCAGGCAUCACGGCACUGGGGUUUCUUAUGGGCGCCAUGAGUGCACUCGCCUCUCCUCUGUCCGGAACUGGUGCCACCAACAGCACUCUGAGCCAAGCUCGUCGCGACAAAACUAAUACCUUUUCUAUUCGCUCUGCCGACAUUGAGACCCCUGAACCUGUCGCAUCCCCCGACAUCAUCAACCUGAAGCCAGCCGCCGGCGAGCUCUCCUCCAACACCCGUAACGUCACCUCGACUCCUGCCCUCGAUGUCGAAGACAAAGAUUCCAACUGUUCAAUCUACUGCAAUUUGUUUGCUCACAUCAUCCGCUGCCUGCAGUCUCCCACUUUUUGCAGGUGUGAUAGCAGGGGCUAUGUUCACUGCGAGGGACCGUCUAAGGUAUGCAUGGAUAACUGCAUUUGCCAGUGUGAGUCCAAGCGUGCUGCUAGGGAUGUAGACAUCCCCGGCGACCUUGUUGGAGAAGCCCCGGUAGACAAAAAGACUGGAUUCGAGGUCAGCGUUUAA
This is a messenger RNA of Verticillium alfalfae VaMs.102, 684 nucleotides long. RefSeq lists its product with no specific name. Lineage: Eukaryota; Fungi; Ascomycota; Sordariomycetes; Glomerellales; Plectosphaerellaceae. The record is from RefSeq and is a predicted model, not a curated record. The transcript has a single exon. Bases 1 to 684 code for a protein of 227 amino acids.